GCGUUAUGUUAAAUGUAAAAAAAAAAUACUUACCGUUAUAGUGAACGCUCAUAAAAUGCAUUCUCAUCGAUAUAAAAGCUAUUUUCGUGCUAUGAUGUCAAUAUUCAACGACAUGGUUUAACGAUAUAGUUAUCUAGUCAUAUUUUUUAAUUGUAAAUAACCUUAUCUUUAUUAAAUAUUUUUCCGUAAUAUGGCCAAGACUAAAACAAUCAGUAAAGGCUGUCCAAAAUGUGAACAGCAGGUACCUGUAGCUUGCAAAGCUUGUCCAUGUGGUCAUUCAUUUUUUAAUGCAAGACGAAAUUCAAUAAAAAGUCCUCCUAGUCCUGAUAAUGGAGUAAUGAAAACAAGACGAACCAAUCGAAUCAAACGUGAGAAACCAAAUUAUUAUGAUGCUUUAGAAUACGAUAAACAAUCAAAAAAGAGUGCAAAAAUCAGAAAGGCAACAGAUGUUGCUAGCGACAUAGAUUGUAGACAGCUGAACAAGAAGAAGAAACGAAAGGUAAAAGGUAAAGGGAAAAGUGGAAGUAGUAAUGGAAUAGGAGAUGAUGAUGAUGAAAUGGAAGGAAUCAAUGGUUUGUCACCAGAGAAGCAGCUCACAUGCUCUUUGAUACUACAAGAAUUAAAUAAUAAAAUGAGAGUUGUAGCCUGGAAACCGACAUAAUUUUUUUCUAUUGUGUCAUAUUUUGUACUAUAAGAAAUACUAGUGUCCAUUUUUAGUAGAAAGUAAUCAUUUUAUAUAGAUGUUGGACUAUGUUUGAAAUGCUAUCUAUUCAUUGCAUCAAUGCAGAUUAAAAUAGUAUUACAUAAUGUUAUGCAUGAAUUAAUAGCAUUAAUUAAUUUAUGGUAAUUUUGAGAUUUAUAUAGAUUUUUGAGCAUUAAUUUAUACAUUAUCUUCGAAAGUAGACAAAUCAAGACUACAUAAGUGAAAAGAAUACAAUUUUUAUUAAAGAUCACUGUGUUUAAUUACAUCUGUUUGUAUGAAAAAUAUGUAUUUCCUACUAAGAGAUUGUUUCUUUCAUCGUAGGACCUGCCGCAAUUCUUCAUUUUCUACAAAUAAUCAUAAUGUAACAUGUAAAUAUGAAUAAUGUACAUAGUGUUUAUGUGUAAUAUAUAAAACAAAUUACAACUGGAAA
This is a messenger RNA of Bombus pascuorum, 1133 nucleotides long. Its product is annotated as UPF0547 protein C16orf87-like. The transcript is spliced from 3 exons. NCBI's taxonomy places the organism in Eukaryota, Metazoa, Arthropoda, Insecta, Hymenoptera, Apidae. The coding region runs from base 191 to 661 and encodes 156 amino acids. The record is from RefSeq and is a predicted model, not a curated record.